AUGGGGGUAGUGGGGAAUCCAGCCCCCAUCCUGCCCAGCAGUGAUUCGGUGGAGAAAGGAGAGGCUGCUGCAGCUAAGGGGGGGAAUCCAGUACCUGGAGAUUGCGGGGAGGAAAGGUCCUGUGUUGACUUUGAAGAGUACAGAUGCAUCAUGGCGAUGAUGUUUGCUGUCAAUGAGAUUAAUCUGGACCCCGAUCUUCUGCCCAAUAUUACCCUGGGCUAUCAUAUAUUUAGUACUUGUAAUGAUCCAAAGAAAACGUUGGGAUAUGCCGCAAAGAUAUUGUCUGGAAUAAAUGAAGCUCCCAACUAUUACUGUAAGAGACAUGGAGAAGUGGCCGGUUUUAUUGGUGACACUACUUUUCUUUCAAAUCAAGCGCUGGCCCAGUUACUUAGUCUGUAUCGGUAUACACAGAUCAAUUAUCAAGUCACCGACCCUUUCCUGAGUGAUGGGAAAAUAUAUCCAACUUUAUUCCGUAUGACUCCAGACGAUCGGGUCCGUUUUGCAGCUAUUAUAAAGCUUUUGCAGCAUUUUGGAUGGAACUGGGUUGGAAUAAUGACAUCAAGGGACAGCGGCGGUGAUGAGGAGGCCCAAGAACUGAGUAAGAUGAUGAGAGAACACGGGAUCUGCACAGAAUAUAUCAUUCAGACCUGUUUAGGUGUUGAACAUAAUGUUCACAAAGUGAGGAUUAUUAGAGAAUCAGCAGCUAAGGUCGUCAUAGUGUGUGGAACGUUUUCAAAAGACUUACUUAGUUUUUCUCGUCGUAUACCGUCUGUUAUCAACAAGAUCACAUUUAUUCUCCCACAAUCAUGGGUUAAACUCUCUUCGCAUUUCUUUGACAAUACACCAAUUAACUGCAGCUUCUUAUUUCUAUGGCCAGAAAAAGGAAACAUAAACAUCAAUAUGCAUGGCGAUGGUGUCAACUUCUCCAGCUGCUUAGAUGACCCCUUACUGGAAGAUUUUUGGAUUUAUGGAUUUCGCUGCCUUUCUCCAAACCUACGCAAAAAUGACUAUUUCCAAACACACUUUAAAGAUUCCGCAAAACCUUGUACCCAUGUGAAAGAUUUAUCAUUAUUAUUUCAUGGAUAUACAGCUCUGCCCUCAUUUGUGUACACGGCUGUAUAUAUUCUGGCCAAUGCUCUACAUUUUAUGUACAUGAAGAAAAAUACAUCAGAACAAAAUGGAUUCCAGCACAGGAUCCCGGUAUCUCGAUGUUCAGAUCCCUGUUUACCCGGCAACAGAAAAAAGUUUGGAUCUUCAAUUCAUAUAUGUUGCUAUGAGUGCGUCUCGUGUCCAGAAGGAGAGAUCUCCAACAUUUCCGACAGUGAAAACUGCAUGAAAUGUCCUGAUGAAGAAUGGCCAAAUGAGAAGAAGGAUCGGUGUGUUCCAAGAGUGAUGGAAUUUCUCUCCUACACUGAUGAUCCCAUUGUUGGAGUAUUUUCAGCUGUCUCCAUCCUCUGUUGUCUUCUGACUGGUUUAAUAUUGGGGAUAUUUAUACAUUACCGGGACACCCCCAUUGUUAAAGCCAAUAACCGGGACCUGAGCUAUCUUCUCCUGGUCUCCAUCAUGCUGAGCUUCCUCUGUGUCUUCUUGUUCCUCGGCCAUCUAGUAGAUGUGACCUGCAUGCUGCGUGUCACCUCUUUUGGUGUCAUCUUCUCAGUUGCCGUCUCUUCUCUACUUGCCAAAAGUAUCAUGGUGUGUAUUGCUUUUAAAGCCACCAAACCUGGGAGUCCCUGGAGGAAAUGGAUGGGAGCCAAACUGCCCAAUUUUAUCAUUUGUGUCUUUUCACUGGUCCAAGUCAUAAUCUGUGUCACUUGGUUGUCUAUUUCUCCCCCCUUUCAGGAUCGGGACACUCACUCUUAUCAGGGGAAGAUCAUCAUUCAGUGUAAUGAGGGUUCAGUUAUCGGCUUCUACUCUGUCCUGGGAUAUAUGGGGCUUCUGGCAACUGUGAGUUUCAUUAUCGCUUUUUUAGCCAGGACAUUACCGGACAGUUUUAAUGAGGCCAAGUACAUCACCUUCAGCAUGCUGGUGUUCUGCAGUGUUUGGAUUGCCAUGAUCCCGGCCUAUAUGAGCACCAGAGGGAAAUACAUGGUGGCUGUGGAGGUUUUUGCUAUAAUGGCCUCAAGUUCUGGACUUCUUGGCUGUAUAUUUUUCCCAAAAUGUUACAUAAUUCUGUUCAGACCUGACCUGAAUACAAAAGCAGCUAUCCACUAAUAUGUAUGGAGGAACACUGGGUUACUAGUAGUCAUAGCAUUAUCUCUAUUACUGGUAGGGAUGAGCCGA
Molecule: messenger RNA, 2280 nt
Organism: Rana temporaria (common frog)
Lineage: Eukaryota; Metazoa; Chordata; Amphibia; Anura; Ranidae
Product: vomeronasal type-2 receptor 26-like
Exons: 5
Coding region: 1-2211 (736 amino acids)
Biological process (GO): G protein-coupled receptor signaling pathway
Cellular component (GO): membrane
Molecular function (GO): G protein-coupled receptor activity
Source: RefSeq, a predicted model, not a curated record